Suncus etruscus (white-toothed pygmy shrew) is the source of this 363-nucleotide messenger RNA. It is a transcript of the gene CGA, whose product is annotated as glycoprotein hormones, alpha polypeptide. Gene Ontology annotation, molecular function: follicle-stimulating hormone activity. The transcript is spliced from 3 exons. Lineage: Eukaryota; Metazoa; Chordata; Mammalia; Eulipotyphla; Soricidae. Bases 1 to 363 code for a protein of 120 amino acids. Gene Ontology annotation, biological process: positive regulation of steroid biosynthetic process; thyroid hormone generation. The record is from RefSeq and is a predicted model, not a curated record. Gene Ontology annotation, cellular component: follicle-stimulating hormone complex; extracellular region.
AUGGAUUACUACAGAAAACAUGCAGCUAUUAUUCUGGCCAUAUUGACUGUGUUUCUACAUAUUAUCGAUUCCUUUCCUGAUGGAGAAUUUGCAAUGCAGGGUUGCCCAGAAUGCAAACUAAAGGAAAACAAAUACUUCUCCAGGCUGGGUGCUCCAAUUUAUCAGUGUAUGGGCUGCUGCUUCUCCAGAGCAUAUCCCACUCCAGCAAGAUCUAAGAAGACAAUGUUAGUCCCAAAGAACAUCACCUCAGAAGCUACAUGUUGUGUGGCUAAAGCAUUUACCAAGGCCACAGUAAUGGGAAAUGCUAAAGUGGAAAACCACACAGAAUGCCACUGCAGUACAUGCUAUUAUCACAAAUCUUAA